Messenger RNA from Aphidius gifuensis, 2341 nucleotides. It is a transcript of the gene Adck1, whose product is annotated as aarF domain-containing kinase 1. Lineage: Eukaryota; Metazoa; Arthropoda; Insecta; Hymenoptera; Braconidae. Gene Ontology annotation, biological process: lipid homeostasis; protein phosphorylation; mitochondrion organization. The record is from RefSeq and is a predicted model, not a curated record. The coding region runs from base 435 to 2012 and encodes 525 amino acids. The transcript is spliced from 2 exons. Gene Ontology annotation, molecular function: protein kinase activity; ATP binding. Gene Ontology annotation, cellular component: mitochondrial inner membrane.
UAUGUGUUGCUCAUCAUCGUGUCAUCAACAUCAUCUAACUUUAUUCUCCAAAAAUAAAAUACAUUUUUAAUAAAUAAAUUAAAUACACAAUUAUUAUAAUAACAUAUUAUUCUUUAAUUAAAAAAGAAAGCAUAUUUAAAGUGUCAACGUCAAAUGUCAGUCAUAAAAAAUACAAUAACAUAUUAAUUGUCAAAGUUUUGUUUAUUUAUAAAAGUUAAUUAAAUUUUUUUGUAUAUAAAAAAAUCUAAAUAGAACAAAUUAACAAAAAUAUAUAUUUAUAAUUUUUGCUUAAAAAUAUUUAAUUCAACAACAAUAAUACCUCAAGUUAUAAAAUUUAAUUAUAAAAUUUCUAAAAUUGUGUCUUCUUCAACUUCAACUGAACAUAAAGAUUUCACUUUGUUUGUUGAAUAAAUGAAAAUAGCAGCAAAUUUAAAAUGUCAUUAAGAUCAAGACGUUUUUUAAAGAUAAUUGGUAUUGGUGCUAUUGGAGCUGGUACAUUUGCAUCACUACGUGCAAAUGAAUACGACAUUGGAUCAAUUGGUAUUGUACGUUUAAGUAGAGCAGCAAUAUCAGUAUUUGUAAUUGGUACAAAUUAUAAAAAUGCAUUGUACUCAGAUAAGUAUGAAAAAAAUAGUCCAGAAUAUAUUAAAGCAAAAUCAGAAGCUCAUUUAUUUGGUGCAAAUAAAUUAUUAGAUCUUUGUUGUGCAAAUAAAGGUGUUUAUAUUAAAAUUGGUCAACACAUUGGUGCACUGGAGUAUUUGCUACCAUCAGAAUAUGUCAACACAAUGAAAAUAUUACACAGUAAAGCACCACAAUCAUCAUUCAAUGAUGUAUUAGCUGUUUUGAAAGAAGAUUUAAAAUGUGAUCCAUAUGAUGUAUUUGAAUCAAUUGAUGAAAAACCACUAGGAGCAGCAAGUCUAGCUCAAGUGCAUAAAGCAAAAUUAAAAAAUGGUGAAACAGUUGCAAUUAAAGUACAACAUCGUGCUGUUAAAUCAAAUUCAUAUGUUGAUAUUAAAACAAUGACUGGACUUGUUAAAAUAACAUCUUGGAUAUUUCCUGAAUUUAAAUUUGAUUGGCUUGUUGAUGAGACAAAAAAAAAUAUACCACGUGAAUUAGAUUUUAUUUGUGAGGGUAAAAAUGCUGAAAAAUUAAAAAAUUCAUUUGAUAAUUAUAGCUGGUUAAAGGUACCAGAUAUUAAAUGGAAUUUAUCAAGUUCACGUGUAUUGACAAUGGAGUAUGUUGAAGGUGGACAAAUAAAUGACUUGAAAUAUAUUCAUGAUAAUAAAAUAAAUCCAUAUGACGUUAGUAGUAAAUUAGGUAAAUUAUAUAGUCAUAUGAUUUUUAUAACUGGAUUUGUUCAUUCAGAUCCACAUCCUGGUAAUAUACUUGUUAAAAAAAAUAAUGAUAGCAAUGAAACACAAAUAAUAUUACUUGAUCAUGGUUUGUAUGCUGAUUUGAGUGAUGAAUUUAGAUGGUCAUAUUCAAAAUUAUGGCUUGCAAUAUUUAAUCGUGAUAAGGAUUUAAUGAAAAAACAUUGUACUGAACUUGGUGUUGGUGAUAUGUAUGGAUUGUUGGCUUGUAUGGUAUCUGGAAGAACUUGGGAUGCAAUAUUAGCUGGUGUUGAGAAAAAAAAAUAUACAAACAAUGAGAAAGAACAAUUUCAAAAUGAAGUACCAAAUUUAUUACCUGUUAUUAGUGAGGUACUUGAAAAAGUUGACAGGCAAAUGUUACUUGUACUUAAAACAAAUGAUCUCAUUAGAAGUAUUGAACAUACACUUAAAACAUCAGCAAGAAUGUCAGCAUUUAUGGAAAUGUCAAAUUGUUGUAUAAAAUCUGUUUAUAGUGAAAAAAUUAAAAAUUCAAAUAAUAAUUUAUCUAAAUUUUUCAUUAGAUUGAAUGAAAAAUUUUCAUUAUUUAAAUUAAUUAUUUAUUACACUUAUCUUGGUUUUUGUAAUUUUAAUUUUAAUAAAUGUGUUGAGUCUAUACUAAAAAGAGAUCAUUAUGUUUUGUAGAAAAAAAAAUCAUUUUUUUUUCUAUUGUAAAUUUCGAUUUUGUAAUACAACAAUUGCCAUGAUAGUUAAUAUUUAUUUAUUUAUAUAAAAAAAUAUAUAUUAUAUUUUUAUAUAAUAAAAAAGAAAUAAAAAAAACUUUAUUUUAAUUUUUUUUCAUAAAUAACAAAAUAAUCGAAAUUUAAAUUAAUUAAAAAUUCAGAAAAAUGUAAAUUAUUUUUUAAAUUUGUAUUUUCAAGGUGCUGUUAAAUAAAUAAACAAAAAAAAAUUAAAAAAUUUACAUAUAAAUUAUUUAUUAAAAAAUAAAUUAACUAAAAAAAAAAAAAAAAAAA